GCCAGGAAGUUGUGUAUGUGUGCCGUGUAUGUCUCCCACCCACCCUCAUUUCCAGGUUUCUCUCUGGUCGCCGCGUGUUUUUUUCGUGGAGGAGGAACAGCUCGCCCCCAAGAGUUGGAACCCCUUUUAAGAUGUCCCGAGUAUUUAACCCUGGUGUUGUACAUACCAUCUUGGUCUUUUAUCACUUCAUCAAAACAUCAUAAGAUAACUCAGACCAUAUCAACCAGCCAUGCCCAAGGUAGAGGAAUACCGUCUUCACCCCUGGGGUUGGGAGAACGACCCUGAACAAGAAAGUAUUCGACUCUCUACUCUUGACUAUUUAGCCGCCUGUGUUUAUAAUAACUACGCCCUAUUCUUUAAGUUAGAUGACGAAGUAGACAAAAACAAAAUCGGCGCAGCCAUAAAGGAAGGCCUUGAGCGGACACUCGCUCAAGCCAGGCACCUCGUGGGCACCAUUGAGAAGAACCAGUACGGAGACCACUCCUUCAUCAAAAAGAAGGACAGCACCGUGGGUUUUUCUAUUCAGCAUCUUGACGCGCCGGAAGAUAAAUUCCCUUCAUUCUCCGAUCUUGAGAAGUCCAACUUCCUUUCGUCAAAGCUAGGAGAUAGAAUCCAGCUUCUGAGCUGGCAUGGACUUACCUAUGGAGAGCGGCCCGAAUGCCAUCCGGAUGCUAGCCCAUUUGUCUCGGCGUUCCAAGCAAACUUCAUCCCGGGUGGACUAAUUCUCAACAUGCAUUCCCACCACUAUGCCAACGACGUGAUGGGUUGGGCAAGCUUAGCUCACCAACUUGCCGACAACUGUGCUUCUGUCUACAACCGGACCGACGCUCCCAGUUGGGAUAUGCAGUGCGUCCACCAUACACGAUUCAUUGCACCAGAGGUUGCCGAAAAGUCUAAGGUGGACGGCCCGCCUGCGCCUAGCCGAUACCCCCACCCACCAUCAGCAGCCCUCCUACUCCACUUACCUAAGAGUAAGGCUGCAGAGCUCAAGAAGCUUGCCACCCCUACUGACGGCUCAUGGAUAUCGACAUACGACGCCUCUUCGGCCUUCCUAUGGCGAUAUCUCUCUAAGCAUCGCGCGACCCUCUACCAGUUAGACCCCAAUGAGUCAAGCUUGUGGGGUGAGGCUAUCAACAUGAGGCCGCGACUUAAUCCUCCCGAGCCACAAAGGAUCCAGAGGAACGUUUUCUUUGCAAGCUUGUCAGCGACCGCUCCGGUUAAGUUAACCAAUGCUGAGGUUAUCUCAGAGGCACCCUUAUCUACCCUUGCCUCUUACAUCCGCGGCCUAACCAACAGUAUGACGCAAGAGGCUCUAGGCAAAGUGCUAGAAUCGGUGGCGCCUAUUCGUGAUAAAACUUCACUUUUCAUUCGGAUUGAUUCAUUCCCACCCCUAACCAUCAUCAUGACGGAUUGGCGUGACACCAAGAUCUGCGAAGCCGACUUUGGCUUUGCCCAACCGAAGGCAUUCCGACAUCUGUUCGGGAGGAAAGUCGACGAGGGAUUGGCUAUCAUCUACCCGCCUCGAGCUACCGGGGACCCCGAUGAAGGAUGCGAGUUCAUGGUUCCAUUCGAGCAAGAGUUGGUCAAACAGUUGAUCGACGAUCCGGAAUUCAGCCAAUACUUUGAACUGAGGGGUUUUGAGACCGAAACACCAAAGGAGGUGGUUGACGCCGUGUUGGAGAAGAUUUGCUAAGGCUUGCGCUAUGGGGGUUUGAGAUCGUGUACCUAUUCAUGCUUGUUGUAGUAAUAUCUAGGGAAUGUAUAUUGAUUCUGAAUGAGGAAAUAGACAAAUUGUUUCGAUACUACAUAGG
This is a messenger RNA of Hypoxylon trugodes, 1811 nucleotides long. Its product is annotated as acyltransferase. The transcript has a single exon. The record is from RefSeq and is a predicted model, not a curated record. The coding region runs from base 230 to 1693 and encodes 487 amino acids. NCBI's taxonomy places the organism in Eukaryota, Fungi, Ascomycota, Sordariomycetes, Xylariales, Hypoxylaceae.